Sciurus carolinensis (gray squirrel) is the source of this 5087-nucleotide messenger RNA. RefSeq names its product zinc finger and BTB domain containing 33 (gene Zbtb33). The record is from RefSeq and is a predicted model, not a curated record. Bases 214 to 2232 code for a protein of 672 amino acids. Gene Ontology annotation, biological process: regulation of transcription by RNA polymerase II. Lineage: Eukaryota; Metazoa; Chordata; Mammalia; Rodentia; Sciuridae. Gene Ontology annotation, molecular function: RNA polymerase II cis-regulatory region sequence-specific DNA binding; protein binding; DNA-binding transcription factor activity, RNA polymerase II-specific. The transcript is spliced from 2 exons. Gene Ontology annotation, cellular component: nucleus.
GCGCUUCGCCCCCGCGCUGUGCCCUCUGUCGGUGGCGUGGGGCAGCGGUAGCAGCCGUGGCGGCAGGAGGCGGUAGCCGCGUCGACGUCGACCAAGACUGGAGCGACGUUUAAAGAAGCAGCAGAAUCGCCCGGGAGUCCGGCUUCUUGUUGUUGGAGGACUCCCACCCGUCCGCGGCCCGAGGAGGAGAAGCGGCGGCGCCAGGAAGCAGGCAUGGAGAGUAGAAAACUGAUUUCUGCUACAGACAUUCAGUACUCUGGCAGUCUGCUGAACUCCUUGAAUGAGCAACGAGGCCAUGGACUCUUUUGUGAUGUUACUGUUAUUGUGGAAGACCGAAAAUUCCGGGCCCACAGGAAUAUUCUUUCAGCUUCUAGUACAUACUUCCAUCAGCUCUUCUCAGUUGCUGGGCAAGUUGUUGAACUGAGCUUUAUAAGAGCAGAGAUCUUUGCAGAAAUCCUCAAUUAUAUCUAUAGUUCUAAAAUUGUCCGAGUUAGAGCAGAUUUACUUGAUGAGUUAAUUAAAUCAGGGCAGUUAUUAGGAGUGAAAUUUAUAGCAGAGCUUGGUGUCCCACUAUCACAGGUUAAAAGCAUCUCAGGUACACCUCAGGAUGGUAAUGCUGAAACCUUGCCUCCUGAUUCUAGUGACAAAAACCUUGUAAUACAAAAAUCAAAAGAUGAAACCCAAGAUAAUGGGGCGACUAUAAUGCCUAUUAUAACAGAGUCAUUUUCGUUAUCUGCUGAAGAUUAUGAAACGAAAAAGAUCAUUGUUACUGAUUCAGAUGAUGAUGAUGAUGAUGAUGUCAUUUUCUGCUCUGAGAUUUUGCCUGCAAAGGAGACUUUGCCAAGUAACAAUGCAGUGACACAGGUCCAGCCUAACCCAGGCCCUGUUGCUAUUUCAGAUGUUGCACCUUGUGCUAGCAAUAACUCUCCCCCUUUAACAAAUAUCACACCUACUCAGAAACUUCCUAUUCCUGUGAAUCAGGCAACUCUGAGCCAGACACAAGGAAGUGAAAAGUUGCUGGUAUCUUCGGCUCCAACACAUCUGACUCCCAACAUUAUUUUGUUAAAUCAGGCACCACUUACUACACCACCAAAUGUCAGUUCUUCACUUCCAAAUCAUAUGUCUUCUUCAAUCAAUUUACUUAUGCAGAAUCAGCAGACACCAAAUAGUGCUGUUUUAACAGGAAACAAAGCCAGUGAAGAGGAGGAGGAGGAAAUUAUAGAUGAUGAUGAUGACACUAUUAGCUCCAGUCCAGACUCGGCAGUCAGUAAUACAUCUUUGGUCCCACAGGCUGAUACCUCCCAAAAUACCACUUUUGAUGGAUCAUUGAUACAGAAGAUGCAGAUUCCUACACUUCUGCAAGAACCACUUUCCAAUUCUUUAAAAAUUUCAGAUAUAAUUACUAGAAACACUAAUGAUCCAGGUUUAGGAUCAAAACACCUAAUGGAGGGUCAGAAGAUCAUUACUUUAGACACAGCUACUGAAAUUGAAGGCUUGUCGACUGGUUGCAAGGUUUAUGCAAAUAUUGGUGAAGAUACUUAUGACAUAGUGAUCCCUGUCAAAGAUGACCCUGACGAAGGGGAGGCCAGACUUGAGAAUGAGAUACCAAAAACGUCUGGCAAUGAGUCAGCAAGCAAACGUAUGAAAGUAAAACAUGAUGAUCACUAUGAGUUAAUAGUAGAUGGAAGGGUCUAUUAUAUCUGCAUUGUAUGCAAAAGGUCAUAUGUCUGUCUGACAAGCUUGCGAAGACAUUUUAACAUUCAUUCUUGGGAGAAGAAGUAUCCAUGCCGUUACUGCGAGAAGGUAUUUCCUCUCGCAGAAUAUCGCACAAAGCAUGAAAUUCAUCACACAGGGGAGCGAAGGUAUCAAUGUUUGGCAUGUGGCAAAUCUUUCAUCAACUAUCAGUUUAUGUCUUCACAUAUAAAGUCAGUUCAUAGUCAAGAUCCUUCUGGGGACUCGAAGCUUUACCGUUUACAUCCAUGCAAAUCUUUACAGAUCAGACAAUAUGCAUACCUUUCUGAUAGGUCAAGCACUGUGCCUGUAAUGAAGGAUGAUGGUAUUGGGUAUAAGGUUGAUGCUGGAAAGGAACCUCCAGUAGGGACCACAUCUACUCAGAACAAGCCAAUGACCUGGGAAGAUAUCUUUAUUCAGCAGGAAAAUGAUUCAAUUUUUAAACAGAAUGUAACAGAUGGUAGUACCGAGUUUGAAUUUAUAAUACCAGAAUCUUACUGAACUCCUUUGAAAUAUCAGGAAGUUUUGGUUUGGAUUAAGGGGCAGGGAUUUCAGAAGACCUGUAAAACCAAUUAAGGUGAAAACAAGUUAAUCUGAUCUGCCAUAUCAUCUGAAAGUAGUCUAGUUGGAUUAUUGUUGAUGGUUUUUAGAAGCAAUUUUUUCUUAAAGUUUGAGUAGAGGUUGAGAAGUCCCCCCUCCCAGUAUGUUUAUAUAGUUAGCUUUCAGCUCAUUUAAAAGAGGCAAAAAUAAAAAAGCUCGGAGAGAUAGUUUUCUGACUAGAAUUUGAAGCAGUCUGAAUGUUUUUUGAAAAUAACUGGAGUUACUAGCUACCCUAGUACAUCAUACAACUUUCCCUUUCCAUGUUAGCACUUUACUGCUGAAUUCUCAGUUUUCUUAACAUUGAGACUAUAAAUGUGUGUUGUCUUGUAUAUGACAUAAAAAAACUUCUGAAAUUGUGGUCUAGAAUAUUUCAGAAUAAGUCUCCACUUGAUUGUGUAUUCUGCUAGUCCAAAUGGAUAGCAACCUCCUGCCUCCCCUCAUGAAAAUAGCCAUGCAGAGAAGUCUUGUAUGAAGAUUGAGUUAGUUUUAGUUAAUUAGAAUUAAUCCUUGCCUUUAUUGCCAUAGUCUGUAAAAGAUUUUGGUGGCUAGGCCACUCUCUACCUUUGCAAUGUGAUCUGUGUAGGCAAAAAACUAGUGGAAAGACAAAUCUUCAUAAUGCAGACAGGAGAUGAAAAGUUCUGUCGCACUUAUUUUUAAUCCUCUGCUCUUACAUGAUAAGAAAGAGAAUGGAAUCAAGUGGAGAUUUCCUUUUUGUUUGAUAUGGUUAAAAAUAUUCCCAUGAAAUGUUAGAAAUUUUGAAUCUGAAAGCCACCAAAUGAAUCUUUAUACAUAAUCUAAUUAUGUAUAAAUCUUUGUAAAUGAUAGAUUUCAUAGAUGAGACUCAUAUUUUGGGCGGAGGCUAUUGGCAUAUAUUUUUAAAUAUUCAUAUUUCUUAGAUCUCUAUAGGAAGUUUUCAUUUGGAAUAGCUGAAGCUGUGAUCUAGUAUUUUUCUUUCGGCAAGAUCUUUUACUUUUUUACCCCUUCUAAAGUAAGUUCCAUUCCAUCUGCAAAUUACCACAACAUGGCAAUUGGAAACUACAAAUGGAAUGGUAUAUAGGCUAGUCAAUUCCCAUUUAUCUUGACAACAAUAAAUACCAGCUUUCUUCCUUUUAAAAUGACAUAUUUAAAUAGUUAGAAAAUAAAGUUAAAACUUAAGCGCUAGUACUAAAAGGAAGUGGGUUGGCACAAAUAUAUAGUCUAGCAUUUAUAACAGAAUUAACUUGUUGAACUGUAAAUGGUUUUUUGCAAAGAAAAAAAUAAUAGAUAACUGAAAAAGAUUGUUGUGCAUAGUUAUUAGUCAUUCAUAACCUUGCUUAAGUAUUUCUUAGUUCAACAUAGAUAUUUUCUUUCUCCUUACCACGUAUUUUUAAAAAUAGUCUAUUUCUUGACUUUGAACUUAAAGCUUUAAUCACAACUUCUCACAUAUACAUCAUUCAGUGUAUCUUAAGUUGGUAGCUGAGGGUACUGGGCAUCAAGAUUUGCAAUAAUACAAGGAAAAGGAAAAAUAAUCCUUUGUUUACCAAGGGGUGGAGUGAUGUGCAUUUGUCUGUUUUCUGAGUCUAGACCUUCAAACCAUUUUAUCAACUAAACCUUAGAAAAUUUGAAAUCAUAACUUAAGACUCUGAUCUCUGAAAUCACAAUAUCUGUUUCCUUUCUGUGUAGAUACUGAUAACAUUACUUUCUGACUAUAAAAUGUUCUCAGUGGAAAUUUGUUUGAAUUUCAUUAAUGUUAUUUCAGCAGUUAAUAAUGACUUCUGCCAUUGUAAAUGAUACUGAUGCCAGCAGAGCUUCCAGAUCUUUCAGACUCAACUGUAGAUAAAUUAGUUUGUCAUAAUAAAACUUGGUAAUUUCUGCAAGCCUAUUGCGACAAACCAGGAAUUAAUUCUAUAAUUGAAAACUUAUCAAUUCUGCAUAAUAUUGGCAUAAUUAUUUGCUGCUGCUGUGCUAAUUCUGAAUAUGAAAAUUUAAAAAUCUGUGCCUACUAAAGGUAUCUUCUGGAGUUUGUUGGGAGGAGGAAAACUGGAAAAUUAAAUUGCAAUUUUGCCAGAAGACUCUUACUUGCAUGUGUCUCAGGGUCUUCAGUUUUUCUAGAAGUUUCCAUAUUCAAAGUUCAAGAGUUCAUGUGGAAUACACCUUUUGGACAAAAACUCUUCACUCCCAGUCUUUACUGUAUUGGAAAUUUGUAGCAAGCUGCUGUUUAAAACUUACCAUGGGGUUUUUCUAUUUUAUACUUAGCUUUAUGGCCAUUGAACUUCCUUUAUUCUUUCAGGUGGGCUUCAAAUUUGCUCUAAAGUGAAAUUACCUGUAAAUAUUCUGGACAGUAACUAUUUGAAGUAGUAAAUUUGUUACUCAAAAUGUUCAGACUAAACAGAGGUUUUAAAAUGCUAUAAUAGUCUUGCGGGAUUAAACAAUAUUUUAAUUGAUUAUUAUCAUUUGGGUGGUAAUGAUCCCCCAUCUACAACCACUAUGAGGGAAUAAUGCCACAUUUUUCAACUGUACUAAGAAGAUAAAACAAAUGGUAAACAUUGAUCAAGGUAUUUUGUAUUGUCAAGGCAUGCAUAUUCUAAAGAAUUAAGUGCUAAUUCAACAGCACUGGCUUCCUCACCUCUGUCAAUCAUAAUGAAACCUUGUUCAUUUCCCCUAAUACUGUAAUGUUCCUACUUGUACAAUCUUCCCUAUCAUGACUUUAAGUUCUACUUUUCAUUAACCAUUACCUGAUAUUAGUUCAUAGAGCUUCUUAUGGCAAAAUAAAAUGU